GAAAGACUCGGGUAGCAACGGUUGCGUCUACUUUCAUUGUGUCGGUUUCAGAGCCCGAGUCCUGGCCGUCCUCGGACCCCACUCACGCUCCACUCCACUCUUGGGUUUCGGACGGAGCUGGAGUCGUGCUAACCAUGGCGGCAGGCCCGGGGACGACCACUGAUACGGGCCCUGCAGCUGGAACUGGAGAGAAGGAAGAUGAACAUAUCAAACCUUUUACGCCAGAGAAAGCCAAAGAAAUUAUCAUGUCUUUGCAGCAACCUGCAGUCUUCUGUAAUAUGGUUUUUGACUGGCCCGCACAGCACUGGACUGCUGAACACCUCUCCAAGGUCCUUCAUGGCAAGCAAAUACGAUUUAGGAUGGGAAUGAAAAGCACAGAUACAGUUCCUCAGUUUGAAACUACAUGUAGUUAUGUAGAAGCUACACUUGAAGAGUUUCUGACCUGGAACUGGGACCACUCUAGUAUUUCUGGACCAUUUACAGAUUAUGAUUAUUCCAAAUUCUGGGCUUAUGCUGACUAUAAAUAUGUUGCCAGUCUAUUUGAAGACAACACAGAUAUUUUCCAGGAUGUGAUAUGGUCCGACUUCGGGUUUCAUGGAAGAAAUGGACAGGAAAGUACAUUGUGGAUCGGCUCCCUGGGGGCUCACACACCCUGUCAUCUGGACUCCUAUGGUUGCAACUUAGUAUUCCAGGUACAAGGAAGGAAAAGAUGGCAUCUCUUUCCUCCUGAAGAUACUCCUUUCCUUUAUCCAACUAGAAUCCCUUAUGAAGAAUCUAGCGUGUUUAGUAAAGUCAAUGUUGUCAAUCCUGAUUUUAAACGUUUUCCUCAGUUCCAGAAAGCUCGAAGACAUGUGGUUACGCUGAGCCCAGGACAGGUUCUGUUUGUUCCCAGACACUGGUGGCAUUACGUAGAGUCCAUUGAUCCUGUCACUGUCAGUAUAAACUCAUGGAUUGAGCUGGAAGAGGACCACCAGGCUCGGGUAGAGGAGGCCAUCACCCGCACGCUUGUGUGUGCCCUGAAGACUGCGGAGGACCCACACAGCACCAGAGCUUGGCUGAACCCAACAGAGGUUGAGGAAACAUCCCAUGAAGUCAAUUGUCGCUACUUAAAUAGAGCUGUUUCAGCCUUUUUUGAUCAUUACAGAACAUCUAAGCCAGUAGAAAUCCAAGCACUCAGAACAAACGGAGAGUACGUGAAGAAAGAAUUAAGUGUGCACAGCCUCAUGGAGGUGGAUCAGACAGGUAGCCAGAACCUGACCUCGGGAACAGUAGAACAGCAGGCAGCAAGUCCCUUCGGCCCUGAUCUGGUUCCCGUGCAACCGAGUUCUGAAGACCCACCCUCAGAAAGAGGGGGCAUACUUGAAAAUGAUGGUAAAGACUUUGUUGCCAAAGAUGGAGAGCAAUUUGAAAAAUUGCACUGUACUAAGAAGCAACGAAUAAUGAGUAAACAUGAGAAUGCAAUUGGUGAACAAAUUGCUUCAAAUAAUACUAUGGCCCCUUCUCAGACAUUCAUUUCCACAGAUAACUUGCUGGACUGCUUGGUGAAUCCACAAGUAACCAAGAUUGUGGCACAACUUUUGAUACAAGGAAGAAGUUUGUGAUUAUAAUAGAAAAUGACUUUUUAAAUACUAUUUUUAAA
This is a messenger RNA of Molossus molossus (Pallas's mastiff bat), 1639 nucleotides long. RefSeq names its product HSPB1 associated protein 1 (gene HSPBAP1). NCBI's taxonomy places the organism in Eukaryota, Metazoa, Chordata, Mammalia, Chiroptera, Molossidae. Gene Ontology annotation, molecular function: 2-oxoglutarate-dependent dioxygenase activity. Bases 135 to 1601 code for a protein of 488 amino acids. The transcript is spliced from 8 exons. The record is from RefSeq and is a predicted model, not a curated record.